This is a messenger RNA of Penicillium longicatenatum, 4434 nucleotides long. It is a transcript of the gene mdr1, whose product is annotated as ABC multidrug transporter Mdr1. The record is from RefSeq and is a predicted model, not a curated record. Bases 1 to 4434 code for a protein of 1477 amino acids. The transcript has 2 exons. Lineage: Eukaryota; Fungi; Ascomycota; Eurotiomycetes; Eurotiales; Aspergillaceae. Gene Ontology annotation, molecular function: ATP binding; ATP hydrolysis activity; ABC-type transporter activity. Gene Ontology annotation, biological process: transmembrane transport. Gene Ontology annotation, cellular component: membrane.
AUGCACCGUCCGGACUUGACCAAAAAGCAGGAUUUCUCGGCGCUGGCCGUCGAAUUGGUUGAGGUCCCCGUUAAGAAGGGCGUGAUUGACCUCAACAAGGAGCUACCCAAUCCACAUCUUGAUCUACCGAAUUCCGCUUAUCAUCUCCUCCCCGAUGAGAAAGACGCCGGAACGAGUCCCCUUUCCGAAGAAGACGCCAUAUAUGCCCACCUGCCUCACGAUGAAAAGCAAAUACUUAAAAGCCAGCUGGACCAGCUCAACUCCACUGUUACUUUAUUCGGUCUUUACAAGUUUGCCUCUCGCCGCGAUCUGAUUAUUGUGGCCAUCAGCGCCGUAUGCGCGAUUACGGCCGGCGUUGCGCACCCCUUAUUUGCAAUUAUUUUUGGCUCGAUGAGCUCAGACUUUGCCAAAGUUUCGACUGGCGCGAUGGAGAAGGAGGCCUUUAUGCACGAACUCAACCAUAAGGUAGUAUACUACCUCUAUCUGGGAAUUGGCGAGUUUAUUACUGUGUACAUCAGUAUGGUUGGCUUUAUGCAUACGGGCGAGCACGUUACCCAGCAGAUCCGGGAGAAAUACCUCGAGGCGAUCCUGCGCCAGAACAUCGGCUACUUCGAUAAGCAGGGUGCCGGUGAGAUCACUACCCGUAUUACUGGCGACACGAACCUGAUACAGGAAGGGAUUUCUGAGAAGGUUGGCCUUACUCUGACUGCUAUAUCAACCUUUGUUACUGCCUUUAUUGUCGCCUACUGCAAGUAUGCCAAACUGGCCGGAAUUUGUACCUCCACCGUGAUCGCUAUGGUGCUGCUAGGCUCCAUUGGAUCGCGCUUUAUUGUCAAGUACAGUGAACUUUCUCUGCAGUGCUAUGGUGCUGGUGGCACUGUCGCCGAGGAAGUGAUUAGCUCGAUCCGCAAUGCCACAGCUUUUGGCACGCAGGAAAAGCUCGCUCGACAAUAUGAGAGCCAUCUGAAGAGGGCUGAACGAUGGGGCACGCGAAUGCAGAUGGCAACGGGGUUGCUGGUUGCAUCUAUGUUUUCUAUUAUGUUCCUGAACUAUGGGUUGGGAUUCUGGAUGGGAUCCCGAUACCUAGUCAAGGGUGAAAUCGACGUUGGAGCCGUUCUGACUAUUCUGAUGGCCAUUCUCACAGGCUCAUUCAGUCUAGGUAACAUCAGCCCUAACGCUCAGGCGUUUACCAAUGCCGUGGCUGCUGGUACCAAGAUCUUCGGUACGAUCGAACGUAAUUCCCCUCUCAACCCGACCUCUGAUGAGGGGAUGUGUCUGCCCUCUAUUAAGGGAGAUAUCCGCUUUGAGAAUGUCAAGCAUAUCUACCCAUCACGGCCAGAUGUGACUAUUAUGAAGGAAAUGAACUUGACAUGCCCUGCAGGCACAGUCACAGCUCUGGUUGGGCCUUCGGGUUCCGGCAAGUCCACCGCUGUGGGGCUGAUUGAGAGAUUCUACCUUCCUGUUAGCGGAACUGUUUCUCUUGAUGGCCAUGAUCUUGGAACUCUAAAUUUACGAUGGUUGCGUCAGCAGAUCUCUCUAGUGAGCCAAGAGCCCAUACUCUUCCGAUCUAGCAUUAGCCAAAAUAUUCGCUAUGGUCUAAUUGGAACUCGACAUGAAUACAAGCCAGAAUGGAGGAUCCGGGAGCUUAUUGAGAAUGCCGCGAAAAUGGCUAACGCCCACGAUUUCAUCACUGCUCUUCCAGAAGGAUACGAGACCAAUGUUGGCCAGAGCGGUCUUCUACUAUCGGGUGGACAGAAGCAGCGUAUUGCGAUUGCUCGAGCCGUUGUGUCAAACCCCAAGAUUCUUUUGUUGGACGAGGCUACCUCAGCCCUUGAUACGAAGUCUGAGGGCGUAGUACAGGCUGCUCUUGACAAGGCUGCUGAGGGGCGCACUACUAUCGUCAUUGCCCACCGACUAUCUACCAUCAAGAACGCUCACAACAUUGUUGUGUUCGUUAAGGGCGAAAUCCAAGAGCAGGGCACGCAUGAAGAGUUGCUUGAAAAGAAGGGUCACUACCACUCUUUGGUCGCAGCCCAACACAUCGCGGAAACCAAGAAGGAUGAUGACGAAUUAGACCCUGAUAUGUUAAUCGAACAGUCUGACGCCUCUAAGCAUCGCAUCAAGACUAUGUGGCGUGCGUCGACGGCUGAUCCGUCUUCUAUGUUCCGUCGUGGUUCUGUCGCUCGCCAUGGCUCUGUGAUGCGGCAGGGAUCCAUUGUUCGCCGUAGCUCAGUGAUCCGCCAGGGCUCUGUUGUUCGUCAUAGUUCUGUGAUCCGUCAAGGCUCCGUUGUUCACCAUGAGCCUCUGGAUCGCCAUCGCUCUAUGGUUCGCCACACAUCUAUUGCUCAUCCCUGCUCGACAUUACGUCCUCACUCGAUGUUCCAUCCUGCUAUGCGUGGCUCCUGGAACCGUGGCUCGAUGAUACGCCCGCCCACUUUCUACCCUGACAGAAAUCAGCGUGCAACUAUGUUGCUCCGCCCCGAAGAUCGUGCUGCCCUCGGCAUGUUUUCCCAAGAUAUCUCGAACACUAUGGAUUCCAUAAAGGCAGUCAAUCCAACUGAGUACCUGCGUCAUAGCUACCUCGGAAUGGAGGCUGGUGACGAUGACUGCAGUUCAAGCUUCAUUCUUGCGGAAGAGGAACCCAUGGAGCCACAGCAGUACUCCCUACUUUCGCUGAUUAAGUUCACAUUUGAGUUCAAUUCGAAUGAGUGGAAGGCCUUGACGGUUGGGUUUAUCUUUGCGAUGCUUGCCGGCUGUGGUCAACCCAUCCAAGCUUUCUUGUAUUCUCAGGCAAUAGGGGCUAUCUCUCUUCCCCCGCGUGAAUACAAAGAACUUCGCUCAGAUGUUAACUUCUGGUCCUUGAUGUUCUUAGUAACUGGAAUCUCUCAGUUUUUCACCUCCGGGGCCAUGGGUGUUUCCUUUGCAUACUGCUCCGAACGCUUGAUCUGCAAUGCCCGGAGCAAGGCUUUCCGCGCCAUCCUUCGUCAGGACAUGAACUUCUUCGAUCGUGAAGAGAACAGCGUCGGUGCACUGACUUCUUUUCUUUCGACUCAGACGAAGUCUCUCGCUGGCAUUAGUGGUCAGACUCUUGGAACCAUCCUAUCAUGCAGUACCACUUUGAUAGUCAGUAUAAUCAUUGGUCUUGCCUUCAGCUGGCAGCUUGCUUUAGUUGUGAUGUGUGGUGUCCCUGUUCUCCUGGCAUGUGGCUACUAUCGGUUCGAGAUGCUUGCCAGGUUUCAGAGCCGCUCUAAGAAAGCAUACGCUCAAUCUGCUGCUUAUGCUUGUGAAGCUACUAGUGCCAUCCGUACUGUGGCUGCUCUUACUCGUGAAGAUGACGUGGCAAGGCACUUCCACCUGCAAUUAGAGGCUCAGACCUAUAGCAGUCUUAUUGCGGUUGCCAAGUCUUCAACUCUCUAUGCUGCCUCUAUGGCCAUGGUGUUCUUCUGUGUUGCCCUUGGCUUCUGGUGGGGUGGGACUCUGGUAUCUCGCGGCGACCUCAAUCUUCUUGGAUUUUUCGUCUGUUUUACCGAAAUUCUGUUUGGUGCUCAGUCGGCCGGCACGGUUUUCUCCUUCUCCCCCGAUAUGGGCAAAGCCAAAAAUGCGGCCAUCCAGACCCGUAUCUUACUAGAACGUGAGCCUCCUAUCGACACAUGGUCUGAAGAGGGUGAGCGUGUCUGGAAGAUGGAGGGCGAGAUUGAAUUCCGUGAUGUGCAUUUUAGCUAUCCCACUCGCCCAGAUCAGCCUGUCCUGCGCGGUCUGGACUUGACCAUUAAACCCGGUCAGUAUGUCGCGCUGGUUGGACCAUCUGGAUGUGGAAAGAGUACGACUAUUUCCUUAUUGGAGCGCUUUUAUGACUGCGUGGAUGGCGGUGUCUACGUCGAUGGCCGCAAUAUCGCCGACCUCAACGUUAAAUCUUACCGAGAGCAUCUUGCCCUGGUCAGCCAGGAGCCUACUCUAUACCAGGGUACUAUUAAGGAAAAUAUCAUGUUGGGGGUCGAGCGACGCCAUGUCACCGAUGCCGAUAUCGAGAAGGCCUGCCGUGAUGCUAACAUCUACGACUUCAUCACAUCUCUACCUGAUAGUUUCAACACUAUCGUUGGUAACAAAGGCGGCAUGCUAUCCGGUGGUCAGAAGCAGCGCGUGGCCAUUGCUCGGGCUCUUUUACGUCGUCCCAAGAUCUUGUUGCUCGAUGAGGCUACAUCGGCUCUUGACUCCGAAUCUGAAAAGAUUGUGCAAACUGCUUUAGAUGCCGCGGCCAAAGGUCGUACUACCGUAUCCGUGGCUCACCGAUUGAGCACCAUCCGGAAUGCCGACAUCAUCUACGUGUUCGAAGAUGGCAAGGUUGCUGAAGCCGGGAACCACAUCGAGUUGAUGAGGAAGAGGGGCCGCUACUAUGAACUUGUCAACCUGCAGAGCCUCGAAAAGACUGUUUGA